Messenger RNA from Pieris rapae (cabbage white), 420 nucleotides. RefSeq names its product protein PET117 homolog, mitochondrial. Bases 44 to 343 code for a protein of 99 amino acids. Gene Ontology annotation, biological process: mitochondrial respiratory chain complex IV assembly. The transcript has 3 exons. Lineage: Eukaryota; Metazoa; Arthropoda; Insecta; Lepidoptera; Pieridae. The record is from RefSeq and is a predicted model, not a curated record. Gene Ontology annotation, cellular component: mitochondrion.
AGGAAUUGGUCAAUUGUUAAUCUAUUGGGUCAUUACUCAAUUGAUGUUAGCAAUUGUCAAAAUUUCAUGGCGGAUUAGUCAAGGAGAACUGAACAGUUUUCAGAUUAUUAAUAGCAGCAUAAUGUCAUCAACUGCAUCAAAACUAGUAUUAGGUUUCUCCUGUAUUAUAACCACUGGAAUUGUUGCCUAUGUACAUGUUAAACAACAAAUAGACAGGGAAAGGAUGCAUGAUGGAGUCAUCAAAGAUACAGAGAGACAACAAAGAAGAAAGAUAGAAAAUUUAUAUAUUCUAGAAAAACAAAAAGAAUUGACAAAGCAACUAAAAAAUGAUAUGAGUAGUUGAUAAGAAUAUUAAAAAUGCUAUGUAGUAUCUAGUAACUAUUUAUUCUUAAAAUAUUGUAAAAUAUAAUAUAAUAACUA